GUUAUUAAUAAUAAAAUCUUGCGCCAUGAAUAUCUGGAGAAAAAUCAAGCAGCAUGUUUACGUUUUGUAUUUCACAUUUAAAUCCCUGACGUACAAUUCUUCAAGACCAAAGCAACAUUAUAUCGAUGCAUGUUUUGAGCCACUCUUUUGGUUUAUCGAUAACAUAGCUUCGUAUAUGGGUUUACUGUUUGUUAUUGCUGUUACAGUUCUCACAUCAUCUGUUGUUUGUUUGUGGUAUUUAUUUCUACUACCUGUUUUGCAAACUUACUCAACUACAAGAUUGAUAUUUCAUGUUGUUCUUGCUCAUUAUCUUUUGAUAAAUAUUGUCUUCCACUACUUUAAAGCUGUUUUUACAAGCCCUGGGACCCCACCACAAAAGACGCCACUGCAGAACAUACCUGGGGCUGUUGUUUGUAAAAAGUGUAUCCAGCCGAAACCUCCACGUACACAUCACUGUUCAAUUUGUAAUAGGUGUUUUCUGAAGAUGGACCAUCACUGCCCAUGGAUGAAUAAUUGUAUUGGGUUUUACAAUCAUAGAUAUUUUGUAUCAUUCUGUAUAUUUAUGUGGCUGGGCACGGUUUACGUUAGUGUAUCUACGUUUGAUUUGUUUACAUACCAUUUUAAUCAUCCAGGAACAUUAUUAAGCUCUCCAAAAAGAGCUGUUUCCUUGUCAUUUGCAUUGGGAUUGGGUCCAAUGUUAGAUAACUUACUAAGUAAACUGCAAAUAAACAGUACCCAUUUUGUCAGUGGUGUGGAGGAGACUAUGAAAAACUACCGUCCACACCCUGGAGGCUUCACAGAAGUUCACGAAUGGGAACACAUAGGAAUUAUAUAUUUGUUUUUGCUUUGUGCUGCUGUUGCUGUGGCUCUUGGUUUGCUAAAUACAUGGCAUAUGGUUCUUGUAAGUCGAGGUGAGACAUCAAUUGAAGUGCAUUUAAACAGUUCAGAAAGAGAAAAGGCAGCGAAAAGAGGGAUGGGAUAUAAUAAUCCGUACAGUUAUGGUGUAAAAGGCAAUUUAAAAGAAAUGUUUGGUUUAACUAAUGGUAAAACAAUAUGGUCAGUUUUAUUUCCUUCUAGUCACCCACCAAAUGGUAAUGGAAUAAGUUGGGCAGACAACAAAAAACCAAUUCAUUAUCCUGAUCCAGAGGUGUUUGCUAAAUACGAACGUAGUAAAAAUUUAACUUGGCGAAAAUUGUGUCCUUGUUGAAGACAAGAAACGAAAAUUAUUUAGGCUAAUAAAAGCGAUAGGUUUGAUAUUUCUGAUAAAAUGUUUUUGCACAAAAUUAAGAAUGAAAUAUGUAUAUACAUUUAAUUAAUUAUAAAUUGUAGAAAACAUUUGUUUCCAUUUUCUGUAUAUAAUUGGAGCUAAAUUUUUUGUAAAUUUUUUGCUAUAAAAUUUAACAUUAUAUCUUUGUUACCCUAGUGGAGGUUUUUAGUCCAUAGGCUAAAAUUUAUAUUUUACUUUUGGCAAAAUAUUUGUUCAUUUUUUUUUUGUGAUGAAAACAAUUUUAGUUUUUAUUAAAUUUAAUUUUUUGUUUUAUUUUACCUCUUUAAAGACGUUUCUUUUUAAAAAAGCCAUAGCUUUUUAAAAAUAGGGUAUAUUAUUGAGUAUUAAGCAUUUUGAGGAAUAAAAAGGUUUAGGCUAUGAGUUUAAAAAUCAAUUUUUUUAGUUUCUAAUACAGCAUUCUCAGUCGUCGUUAAACAACUAAUUUUUAAAUUGAAACUUUCCUUAAAUUUUCUAAUUAAUUAAAGAAGUGAAGUAUAUUUACUCCAGAAUAUAGGAAACACAUUUCAUACAACUUGUGAAGGAAUAAAGUUUCUUUAAUACCUCUAACCAUUUUUUUAAGUUUUUGCAUUCAAUCUCGUGAUUGAGAAUGAAUUGAUAAAAAUGUUUCUUUGAGUUCUUUGCUGAAUCCCAUUUAUAUGAUAUGUUUUGUUAUUCAUCAUAGUUUUACUUGUGAAUUCAUUGUCUGUUUUUAUGUUAGUAUAUAUAAAUUUAUCAAUUUCUAGGAAUUUUUGAAAUUUUUUGCAAUUUAUUUAUGUUUUUUUUUAUUUAUGACGAUAACGUGAUAUUUUUUUCUCCAUAAUUCUUCAUAGGACGUUUUUUAUAAAAAACUUCUAUAGAGAAAUUAGGAAGAUUAUCAGUAUUUCGUGACUGGAAGAAAAUAUGCUGUUAUUUAUUUAGGACAAUAACAUCUUUGAAAGUUUUACA
Molecule: messenger RNA, 2212 nt
Organism: Hydractinia symbiolongicarpus
Lineage: Eukaryota; Metazoa; Cnidaria; Hydrozoa; Anthoathecata; Hydractiniidae
Product: palmitoyltransferase ZDHHC16-like
Exons: 1
Coding region: 26-1207 (393 amino acids)
Biological process (GO): protein palmitoylation
Cellular component (GO): Golgi apparatus
Molecular function (GO): palmitoyltransferase activity
Source: RefSeq, a predicted model, not a curated record